Molecule: messenger RNA, 1593 nt
Organism: Anopheles marshallii
Lineage: Eukaryota; Metazoa; Arthropoda; Insecta; Diptera; Culicidae
Product: rab11 family-interacting protein 4B-like
Exons: 6
Coding region: 1-1593 (530 amino acids)
Biological process (GO): endocytic recycling; regulation of cytokinesis
Cellular component (GO): recycling endosome membrane; midbody; cleavage furrow
Source: RefSeq, a predicted model, not a curated record
AUGAAUUGGCACCGACUUAGUGACAAACUUUCUCCGCUAAAAAUGAUGACAACCACGAAGAAAGUCGACUACUUGUCGACGACACCAACAUCGACUACGACGCCCUCGUCCACCAGCCAACCGGACAGUCUGGAUCUAGACUACGAUAUGUGGCAGGGUCAGUUUGAGUUCGUUGGUCCCACCGUUGUUGUGCCAAUCAACGCUGUGAACGGUAGCAGCAGCAGCAUCAUCGGUACCACGUCGCUCGACAAGCAGUCGCGGACGUCCUCAUCUAGUCUAGAAGAUUUACGCUUAAACGGGUACAUCCCACCCGAUCAGCCGGUGCUGAUCGACGAGGAAACGUUCCUCAGCCUGCAUCCAAAUGACUUCCCUUCGUCCGGACCUCAGUCGGGAUUUUUCCUGGACGAUUACGGUAACCCAAACCAAAAUGGAAAUGCGCACGAGACGUACCAGCUGAACAACAAUAGCAUUACAGCGAAUGGUAAUGUGAGUGGCGGCAUACUCAAUAUCAAAAUGCUCAACAACAAAACGAACAACCUCAUCAGCUCAAGUACGAUCGAGGAGAAGAACGCCAAAAACAACCUAAUCAACAAUAAUCUAAAGCUGAUCAAUGACAAUCCGGAGCUGGGCAAUAAGUACAUUUUAAAAUCGAGCAACAGUAGCAGUAAAAUGAGCGAUCUAAUUAAGACCGACUUAUGUGAUAAUUUAAACGAACAACUGGAAAUACUACAACGGCAAGUCACCAACCUGGCAGAUACCCAGAGCAAUGUCGACGACCGUACGAGUAGAACCAAAACGGAAUAUGCCGUUCUUCAGGCUCGUUAUCACAUGCUGGAAGAACAGUUGAGAGAGACUGAGUUACGAGCGGAAGAACGAUUGGCCGAAGAACAAAAGCGUCACCGGGAGCUAUUGGCCCGUGUCGAGCGAGAGGCAAAGCUGCAGAAUGAAAACUGCCAGAUCCGGAUACGUACAAUGGAGAUGGAAGUAACCGGGUUGCGCGAGGAGAUACAGCGAUUACGUUUGCAAAGUGACAAACAGGCGGCCGAUCUGCAUGCGACCGAAGAGAAGCUGGAGAAAGCCCGCGACUCGCUGAUGAUCUCCCAGCAAGAUCUCGUUGAGGCGAGAGCGGAAGAAAAGAAACAUCGAGCAGAUAAGCAGGCGGCCGAGGAACUGAUGGUAGAGCUGGGCAAAGAGUGUGAACGGCUUCGUACUGAACGUGGGCCCGCGCUGCCCACGACUUCGCCAGAGUCUCUUAGACUGGAGGAACUGCAUCAGGAAAUGGACGAAUUGCGCCAGAAAAAUAAGUCACUGGAAGAAGCGAACGAAGAACUUCAGGCUAUGAUGCUGACGCGCAGUAUCGAAGAAGGGCGAAAUCUUCUGAACGGCACAUCGAAUAGUUUGGCCCAAGAGCUAGAAGCCAUGAGCCAGAAUCAGGAUACCGUUGAUUCAACCACUUUAGCGUCAUUAACACAGCUGCAGGUGGCAUUUCAGGAAAAGGAAGAUGAAAACCGACGACUGAAGCAUUACAUCGACACGAUGCUGUUAAACGUGGUGGAAAACUAUCCGCAGUUGCUAGAAGUGAAAGCCGCUUGA